AUGGUGUCAAGGAGGAGCCGCAGUCCUGAUUCGUCACAUGAGAGGGACAGAGACAGGAAAGGAAAGAAGCCUAAGGUCUGUUGUUCAGAUGAUGAAGCAGAGGCAGGAAGCUCCAAGGAUCCUCUUGCCGAGUCUUAUAAACUGAUUGGGCUCAUGACCCCGGAACAUUUGAAACAACUCCAGAAGUGUUUGAACAACUUCGUCACAUGUCAUGAAGAGCUCAAAGUUAAAGAGGACGAAGCGGCACGCCGGAGGAAGGCUGCUGAAGAAGCUGCUAUGCAAGAGGAUAUGACAAGUUCAGACAUGAACAGUUUCGUCGUACACAAGCAUUACUUGCAGCAACAUGUGCCUGAGUCAUACUCACCAGAUGAGGAGGUAGAGCAGCUCCCGCAGGCUGAUUUGGAGGAAGAAAUAGAAGCAGACAAUUGGAAUGACUUUCCCAUGGGGCCUGUUGAUCCAGAAGAGGAGGAGUAUGCUCAAGCACUAGUGGAUGCUGAAGAUGAAGAAGAUGACGAUGAAGACUAUGUUGAAGAUGAGACAAGUGAAGUCACCGACGAAGAUGUGGAAGAAGAGAAUGAUGAAGAUGAAGAAGAUGAAUCUGAGGAAUUGAAUGAAUAUGACAAUUAUGAGGAAGAUUCUAUAGAUGAUGAUGAAUGA
Molecule: messenger RNA, 657 nt
Organism: Papaver somniferum (opium poppy)
Lineage: Eukaryota; Viridiplantae; Streptophyta; Magnoliopsida; Ranunculales; Papaveraceae
Product: glutamic acid-rich protein-like
Exons: 2
Coding region: 1-657 (218 amino acids)
Source: RefSeq, a predicted model, not a curated record